Molecule: messenger RNA, 1482 nt
Organism: Aspergillus puulaauensis
Lineage: Eukaryota; Fungi; Ascomycota; Eurotiomycetes; Eurotiales; Aspergillaceae
Gene: hat1
Product: histone acetyltransferase catalytic subunit HAT1
Exons: 4
Coding region: 1-1482 (493 amino acids)
Biological process (GO): subtelomeric heterochromatin formation
Cellular component (GO): nucleus
Molecular function (GO): histone H4 acetyltransferase activity
Source: RefSeq, a predicted model, not a curated record
AUGUCGGCGGAAAGCGACUGGUCCUGCGACGCCAAUGAUGCCGUCCAAAUCACCAUGGUUCAGCCUGACCAGGAAAAGCCCAAGACACUUUCGGGCUUCCAUCCUGCGUUCACAUACCCGAUAUUUGGCGAGGAAGAGCAAAUAUUCGGUUACAAAGGAUUAAUUAUCCGCUUACGGUUUGCCGCGCAUAACCUUCGUCCUCACGUCCACGUCUCCUAUGACGAGAAGUUCUCGGCUGUGGAGGAUACUGCGCCUGUUGAUAUUACCAAGGCACUGAAGGAAUUUCUCCCCGAAGAGGCCUUUUCUUCGCUACCCGAGUUCGAGAGCGCCGUUCAGGAGGAAGAUGCGAAAGACUUUGUACCACCAGGAGAGAUGGUCCAUAGCUACUCCCUUCGCGGGCGGAACUACGAGAUCUGGGCGGCAUCUCUUGCGGACCCCCAAGUGCAGCUAUUGCUGAACCGGGUUCAGAUUAUGGUUUCAUUUUACAUUGAGGGUGGAUUGCCUCUUACGACAGAUGAUCCCGAAUGGACAUUGGAAAGAUGGACGGUUUACUUUGUAUACGAAAAGGUUGAACCUCCCACACCAACAGCCUCAGCAUAUUCCAUUGUGGGUUACGCAACCACAUAUCGAUUGUGGUUCUAUCAGAGAGACCAGUCAGAAAAGCCGACACCCAAGGACGACCCGUUCCCUCUACCCGAGCCAAUCCGUCCAGGAGAACUCCCAUCGCGCUUGCGAAUUGCCCAAUUCCUGAUUAUCCCAUCGCACCAGGGGACAGGGCACGGCAUCAACCUUUACAACACGAUCCACAAGGCAUGCUUCAAUGAUCCAACAAUCAGGGAGCUUACUGUUGAAGACCCAAAUGAGUCUUUCGACGUCCUCCGGGACUCGGCUGACUACCACAUCCUCCGCCCCGAAUUCCUUAAAAACAGCAUUAACAUCAACCCCGACCCGUGGAGCGAUUCCUCCAAAAAGACCAGACGUGUCCCAACGUCGUCCCUUCUUCCAAUCCAGUCCCUCAAUAACAUCCGCACAACCUACAAGAUCGAACCGACUCAAUUCGCGCACAUCCAGGAAAUGUUCCUCCUCGGCCAAAUUCCACUCAAGAAUCGCCGAAAGGGUGGAGCGAAUAUGUCGCGAUUGCUCAUUAAGAAACAUAGGGCGGAUGAUCCAAAUGACCGCCGAUACUACUGGUGGCGCAUGCUGACGAAGCAGCGUCUCUACAAGCGCUCUCGGGAUGUGCUAAUCCAGCUAAAGAUGAGCGAGCGCCACCAUGCCCUGGAUGAGACCGUUACUAAUGUGGAGGAGGGGUAUGAGCAACUCUUCGGCUUCUUUGACGAACGAGAGGAGCGUCUGAAGGCUCAAAAGGAGGAUGCCGAUGCGUCAAGCAAUAGAGAUCAACGUGCGAAGCGGAAAUUCACUGUGGAAGAUGACGAGGAAGAGGAUGAGGAAGAGUCUGUAGCUGCGAAGCGGCCGAAGGCAUAA